ACGGGCGCGCGCCGGUCACGGGCGCUCUCGUAGCAGACGAGGUUAAAUCCCUCGGAGUGUCCAGCAGCGUUUCAAGGCUUGCAGGAUUAGCAAGAGGACAUGGCCGACUCUCUCCGGAGGCUGGUGAACACAUCUUCCUUCAUUGUUCUGCAAGACAAACUUGAGUCCUGGUACAAAGACUAUCAUGUGGUGUCCUGUGAUCAGAACCUGAACAGGUGCUGUGAGCUGGUGGAGCUGACUGCCAAGAUCCAGAGCCAGCUCUUCAACAUCCUCAAUCUUACUGCUAGAGAAGGUGGGCACUAUGGCGGAGUCGACACACUCAAAUCACGCCUGCUGCCCUGGCUGGGCACCUGCUUCUCCAUGGCAACACCCUCGGUCACCACGGACACCAGCCUCAACCUCAUCCAGGAAUCGGUGGAGAAGGAGAGGAAGAUCAGAGUGCUCUCAGCCUCCCAUGAUGAAGACAUGAACAAGAUGGAGGCUCAACUGAGCUCCACACGGCUGCAGCUGGACUCUGUCAAGCAGGAACUGUCUGACGCCCAUAUGGUGCUGGACGACACCAAGAACAAGUCCGCCACCACCCUGCUGGCCACCGAGGAUGAGAUCCUGCAACUGAAGGAUGAGCUGCGGGCAGCGCAGGACCAGCUGCAAGUGUAUAAGAGGAAGGUGGAUGUUCUGGAUGAUUAUGAGAAGCAGGUUCGAAUGCUGAGGGAUGAGGUCAUUUUCCUCACUGCUGAGAAAAGCAUGCUGCAGGAGAGACUGAUCCGUAGCCGCUCCCCCAGCCCCCCCCCCAGGCGCUCCCGCUCCCCCAGCCCCAUGAGGAGGGACUCUCCCACACGGGCCCGCCUCACCCUCUCCUCCCGCCACGCCCGGCUGUUGUCUCGCUACGGCGACCUGUACGCUGUGGAGCGCCUGGAGGCCCAGAGCAUGCUGAGGCGUUACCACGACGACCUGGAGAUGGUGCAGAGGAUCCUGUUCAUCGCCACCGUGGAGUCAUUCCAGGCUGCUAAGCUGGCCUUUCGGCAGUUCCGCCUGCGUGUGAGGAAGACCCUGUCUCCCGCCCACCUGGGGCCCGGGACGCUGGAGGAGGCUGCACUGGACUACAUCACCAGGAAUCUGGACCUUUACGACGUACAGGCCAGCGUUAACGAAGUCAUCGACGCCAUGAAUGUGAACCCUCGGAUCUCGUUCCCGCGGGAGGUGGACUUGGUCCUGAUCAGCAGCUUCAUCAGGGAGGUGUGCCGCGUGGCGUUCGCCAUGCAGACCCUGGACCCUCCCCUGGACCUGGCCUUCACCAGCGACGGAGAGCUCUACAACGACACCAGGUAUCGUCGUAGUUAUGACUCGGAGUUCACUGCUCCGCUGGUGGUCUACCAUGUGUGGCCUGCUCUGAUGGAGGGAGACUUUGUGCUCGUGAAGGGAGAGGCAGUCACCAGGAGAGGAGCCCUGUGGAGGAGUCGCAGCAGGAGCUCCAGUCCAGUGCGGUCCCGUUCUGGUAGUCCCACCCGUACUCUGGUUUUUAGCCACAACAGGAGUCUCUCCUCUGGCCGUCUGACCACCAGUCUCCUGUGAGGCCCUGCAGCUGACCAGACCCCAGACUCCAGGGCCACACACCUCUCAGUACAUCUACAUUACUUCUUAUCAAUCAAAGUCUCAUUUUGAACUUUAACCCGCUGGCUUUGAUUCUCAUUGGUAUUUGUGUUUCCUGUAUGCUAAUCAAGGAUCCCCAGAGUGCUGUAGGCUAGAUUCUAUUUGUGUUGAUGUGUUUGAUGUAAUCCUUAACUAUUCACAAUGACCCUCAUCUAUGAUGAGGGUCAACGAUAUUUUACUACCCAGUAUUCAGAUUCAUGGUAAUAAUGUGAAUGACACCAUGUCAUAGUAGUGGUAGACCUGCACAUUAGCACUUUCCUAGUAUGUCUGAGUUUGAGUGGAGUUUAUCUAAUCUAACCCCUAGUAGACCAGUUGAAUCCCUGGUAAAUCCAUUUAAUGAAUCAAGACCUAAUUUAGCUGUGUAUUUAAUCCAACCCCUGGUAGACCUCAUGUUCUCUAAUGUGGGCAUAGCUCAGUGGCAGAGCAUGUGACUGCAGAUCACAAAGUCAUAUGUUUCUUCUAAAUCAAUAUAUACAUUAGUGUUAUCUCCUCUGAUCCUGGUGGCACCAGGGUGUGUGUGUGUUUUGUCGACGUUCUUCUAAAACCCUCUGGUGCUAAAGUUCACACAGAACUUUCCAACUUUCUCACGACAAAACCCCAGAGAACAAUCUAGUAUUCAGUCUCUCUCGCGUGUUGUUGUUGUUGUGUGUUUUGGUGCUUUCACACAACCUCAAACAGUCAUGGGGAAUGAUUGAACGUGUUUUAUAAAAUGUAUGAAAUGACAUCAGUGAUGAUACGCACAAAACGAGUAAAUAACCAGCACUCAGGGGAUGAUGAGUGUUUUGGGGAGUGUUGUGUUCAUGUUUCCCCUUUUGGCAGCUCGGCUCCGCUGGCAAAGUGCUUCUUUUAGCCUCGGUUUCCAAUGUGAACGCUAACUUUAGCGAAGGUUAUAGAACAGCCACUCGGUG
Messenger RNA from Hypomesus transpacificus, 2558 nucleotides. It is a transcript of the gene spata18, whose product is annotated as spermatogenesis associated 18. The transcript has 12 exons. Bases 100 to 1572 code for a protein of 490 amino acids. Gene Ontology annotation, cellular component: mitochondrial outer membrane. Lineage: Eukaryota; Metazoa; Chordata; Actinopteri; Osmeriformes; Osmeridae. Gene Ontology annotation, biological process: mitochondrial protein catabolic process; mitophagy by internal vacuole formation. The record is from RefSeq and is a predicted model, not a curated record.